AUGGAAGCUUCGGAUCCUCGUCUGCUUGCUCUCACUGGCCUUUUGGCGAGUUCUACACGACAGCAAGCAGCAUUCCGAUCUCGGACUCGAGAGGAGCUCGGAGGCACAAUUAGGGAGAUGCUCCUGAUGCUGAUGUGCCUCUUCAUGGAGGUAGACGCCCAGGACGAGUCCAUUCGGAGCACUGUGGACCGCCAAGUUGAAGAGGCGCGUCUUGAAGAAAAUUUGAUCGCAACCAGCGACGCCCGGGGUCACCUUGCUGCUGCUCAGGGGCAUCUGAAGACCCUUAGGGAGGAACUGGCCCAUACCAAGGAGGCUCUGGAGGGGGCUGAUAAGAGGGCAGCUGUUGCGGAGAGUUGCCGUGACGAAGCUUUAAAACAGCUGUCCUCUUUGGAAAAGGUUCGAAGGGAGAGGGAUGAGGCCGUGAGCCAGAAGGACGAGGUCUGGCAUCAAUACGAGGCCCCAAAGGCAGAUUUCGAAGCCGCCCAGGCUCGUUGUGGCAUUGUGAUGGCCCAGAGGGAGGAAUCCCUAGCUCGGACGGUAGUUCUCGAGCAGGAGCUAGCCAAGCGGGCUGAUAGCUUUAAAGACUUGACUUUGGAAGCUGAAGCGUCUAAACUCCAAAAUCAGCACCUCAGCCAAGAAGUCGAGGCUUUGAAGAAGAGGUGCGCAGCCCUGCUCGAGGAUGCUAAGCUUGCUGAGGACAGGAUUCAGCUGGAGUGUGAGGAGUGCCUGAGGGAGUACAAGGAGUCGGCCGAACUGAAAGAGAAGAUCGAGCAGACCUGUGAAGCUCGUCUCCAAGAUUACAAAGACUCUUCUGAGUUAAAGGCAAAGAUAGCUGAGGCCUGCGAGGAGUGA
Molecule: messenger RNA, 852 nt
Organism: Manihot esculenta (cassava)
Lineage: Eukaryota; Viridiplantae; Streptophyta; Magnoliopsida; Malpighiales; Euphorbiaceae
Product: coiled-coil domain-containing protein 150-like
Exons: 2
Coding region: 1-852 (283 amino acids)
Source: RefSeq, a predicted model, not a curated record